Cordyceps fumosorosea ARSEF 2679 is the source of this 699-nucleotide messenger RNA. RefSeq lists its product as hypothetical. The coding region runs from base 1 to 699 and encodes 232 amino acids. Gene Ontology annotation, biological process: mycotoxin biosynthetic process. Lineage: Eukaryota; Fungi; Ascomycota; Sordariomycetes; Hypocreales; Cordycipitaceae. The transcript is spliced from 3 exons. The record is from RefSeq and is a predicted model, not a curated record.
AUGGCAUUCUUCACACAAGACGACUUCAACUACCACCCAGUAGGUGAGGAUUCAGGUACCGAAAAGGCGACACGGAAUCACCCGGGUAUUUCAAGGCUCCCUUGGCUCUUGUGCUGCUUUAUUUCUGUGUUGGCAUUCGCUGUCGGCGCUCUUGUUGGGGUCUUUGUCCUGGCACCACAACCAUCUCGCCUCGCGACGAGCAUGCAGCAACGUCCCUCCCGCAUUCCAACACCCGAUAUCGACAUCGACGUCAUCCCGCAAACUUUCCACUAUAACCGGACGUUUGGAGAAGCCCCCGACCACAAAGGUACUUUGGAGGCGUGGGAGUCUGUCGUGCCCGUUGGGCAGGGCACCGUACGAUUCCCCUCGGAGAGCCACAAUCUGUACACCCUGUCGGUGGUGCAUCAGCUUCACUGCCUUUGGUCGAUUCACGGCAGCUACUACAGCAAGGCGAACGACGAGUCUGACGCGGGCCACGGUGCCGCGCAUAUGCGCCACUGUUUCGAUUAUCUGCGACAAGGUCUGAUGUGCGCCAGCGACACGUCACUGGAACCUGUCGACCCCGAUCUCGGCGGCGUCACGGGCUGGGGCAGCGAGAGGGUUUGUCGCGACUACAGGCAGGUUGUUGCCUGGGCCGAGGAUCACAGGGUGAGCAACCUGCGAGGGUUCCAGCAGACCCCUCAUCACCACCAUGGAUGA